GCUUUUCGGGAGGCCAUUUUUCGGAUUCAGCAUUUGAAGAGAAGAGGGGGCACUCUGCUUUACAUUCCUCCCGGGGUUUUCUUGACUGAGAGCUUCAAUCUCACCAGCCAUAUGACUCUCUAUCUCGCUAAAGGCGCUGUUAUCAAAGCUGUUCAGGAUUCUUCGGAUUGGCCCGUAAUAGCUCCAUUGCCAUCUUAUGGAAGAGGGAGGGAGCGCCCUGGAGGAAGAUAUGUGAGCUUUAUUCAUGGAGAUGGCGUUCAUGAUGUGGUGAUCACUGGCGAGAACGGGACUAUUGAUGGCCAAGGUGAUGCUUGGUGGAAUAUGUGGAAGACAGGGACUCUCAAGUUCACCAGGCCUAAUCUCGUUGAGUUUAUCAAUUCUUAUAAUAUCAUCAUUUCCAAUGUAAUUUUCCAGAAUUCUCCAUUUUGGAACAUCCAUCCAGUUUACUGCAGAAACGUUGUUGUCAGAUAUGUCACAAUAUUGGCUCCUCGUGAUUCCCCCAACACCGAUGGAAUUGAUCCAGAUUCAAGCAAUAACGUUUGCAUAGAAGAUUCCUACAUUUCUACUGGAGAUGAUCUUGUGGCUGUGAAGAGUGGAUGGGAUGAAUAUGGUAUUGCUUACGGUCGCAGUAGUUAUGACAUUACUAUCCGAAGAGUGUCAGGGUCAAGCCCAUUUGCCGGAGUUGCAGUCGGAAGCGAAACCUCCGGUGGAGUGGCAAACGUAUUGGCCGAACACCUGAGUUUUUUUGACAUGGGAGUUGGUAUUAACAUCAAGACAAACAUUGGAAGGGGAGGGUUCAUAAAGAACAUAACUGUGUCCAAUGUCUACAUGGAGCGUUCGAGAAAGGGUCUAAAGAUUGCAGGCGAUACCGGGGAUCAUCCAGACGACAAGUUCGACCCAAAUGCUCUUCCGAUUGUCAAAGACAUCACGAUUAAAAAUGUUUGGGGCGUGAACGUACAGCAAGCAGGUUCUAUAUAUGGCUUGAAGAACUCUCCAUUUACCGGUAUAUGUCUUUCGAACAUCAACCUGCACGGCACAACGAGACCGAGAUCGGUUCCGUGGACUUGCUCGUAUGUAAGUGGUGCAGCUCUUUUGGUUAGUCCAUGGCCAUGCUCGGAGCUCACCAGCACCCAGCAGGAUGGUUUGUGCUCUGAUAACUUCUGAAAAAUGCACAUGUAAUUUGUAUAUUUUGUUAUUAAAAACUAGCGAAUGUUUCGCUUUCUGAGUUUGUAGUAACUAUAUCCCAUUUGUCUGUCAAGUGUUAAUGAUGACGUUAUUUCCCGAAGGCCAAAGGAAGUAUUUUUUUUUUUUUUUGAGAUACCGAAGGAAGUAUUGAAUUUAAAAGAUUAUUGGA
Messenger RNA from Momordica charantia (bitter melon), 1354 nucleotides. Its product is annotated as putative polygalacturonase. Gene Ontology annotation, biological process: carbohydrate metabolic process. The record is from RefSeq and is a predicted model, not a curated record. Gene Ontology annotation, molecular function: polygalacturonase activity. Lineage: Eukaryota; Viridiplantae; Streptophyta; Magnoliopsida; Cucurbitales; Cucurbitaceae.